This is a messenger RNA of Anopheles coustani, 1194 nucleotides long. RefSeq names its product lipase 1-like. The coding region runs from base 1 to 1194 and encodes 397 amino acids. NCBI's taxonomy places the organism in Eukaryota, Metazoa, Arthropoda, Insecta, Diptera, Culicidae. Gene Ontology annotation, molecular function: hydrolase activity, acting on ester bonds. Gene Ontology annotation, biological process: lipid metabolic process. The record is from RefSeq and is a predicted model, not a curated record. The transcript is spliced from 4 exons.
AUGAGGAAAGAUGAGAUCGAAUCCGUUAAAAGACCUUUAUACAUGUAUUAUGAUAGCAAUUUCAUGAUAGACGAAACGGAUGGUGCGCUGGAAACGUCCGAGUUGAUACGGAAGUAUGGAUAUCCGAUCGAAACUCACAAAGUUAGCACAAGUGAUGGCUACAUUCUUUCACUGACACGAAUUCCCCCACGGAGUCAAUCAUCAAGACGGUCUCUCCCGGUUUUAUUAGUCCAUGGACUGUUCGCCAGCUCCGCUGAUUUUGUGAUCAUCGGUCCUAACAAUAGUAUCGCAUAUCUUCUGGCAGACAACGAAUACGAUGUGUGGAUGUUAGACGUACGAGGGAACCGGUACUCACGCCAUCAUGAACAUCUCGAUUCCCGGUCUAAAGAGUAUUGGGACUUCAGCUGGCACGAGAUAGGCUACUACGAUUUGCCGGCUACGAUCGAUCGUAUCCUGGAGCUGACUCAUUCCAAACGGCUGUACUACGUAGGUUACUCUCAGGGAACGACCCUGUUUUUUGUAAUGGCUACUACCCGGCCGGAGUAUAACGGAAAAGUGGCCCGUAUGUACGCUCUUUCGCCAGCCCUGUACGUGCAGCACGUCCGGAGUCCAAUCUUUCGUUGGCUAGCGGAAAAUGCAAGUGAUCUGAAAGCGUUGUUAGACACGAUUGGAAUAUGGCAGUUAUUUCCUCACAACUCAGCGCAGUACAAGAUUCAAAAAAUUCUCUGCCCUAGCCAUAAGAAACGUACCAUUUGCGCUCGAUUCGUGGAGCUACUAGUUGGACCCAAUCCAGGUGGAACGGACCAACUAGCACAGUAUAUUAUCUCUGGCCAUAAUCCUUCUGGAGCUUCGACGAAACAACUGUUACAUUUUGCGCAGCUCAAUCGUGCAGGGAGAUUCCAGCAAUUCGACUACGGCCAUCUCAACGAUAACCUCAUACACUACGGCAGUGAAACUCCUCCUGCAUACAACCUUUCGCUGGCCACUGUUCCGGUCGUGAUAUAUUACGGACUAAACGAUUGGAUGAUCCACCCCAGAAAUGUGAUUCGGUUGAAGAAUGAACUGGUCAAUCUGGUAUCGAUUAACGCUGUAGCAGACCUCAAUUUCAACCAUCUCGAUUUUAUUCUGGCCAAGCAGGUUCGAUCGCUGGUAUAUGACAAGAUACUGAAAGAUUUAGAGCAAUUGGAAGCUUAG